Molecule: messenger RNA, 299 nt
Organism: Didymodactylos carnosus
Lineage: Eukaryota; Metazoa; Rotifera; Eurotatoria; Philodinida; Philodinidae
Source: the annotation of a GenBank genome assembly
ACGCGUUACAAACGUUAAUUGAUAACGUAUACAUAGAGUUAGUUAAGAAACUUUCACAAAUCGAUAAAAAUACAAUGACAAUCACGCUCGUCUUACAUCGAAAUCUGAAGAUUGAUAAAGAAAUUGCAAGAAAUGCAGUGAAUAAACUUAAAAAUUUGGAAAUUAUUGACGAAAAUGACAAUUUAAAACUUUCGUCUUAUUAUGAUGUUAGUGAUGAAUGCAUUAAAUUGAAACGUAAAAUAGAUGAAUUCAAUCGACAAGAAAAAGAUCAAAAUGAUGUUGCCCGGUUUAUGAAAUGA